Messenger RNA from Schizosaccharomyces osmophilus, 1563 nucleotides. RefSeq names its product dipeptide transmembrane transporter. Lineage: Eukaryota; Fungi; Ascomycota; Schizosaccharomycetes; Schizosaccharomycetales; Schizosaccharomycetaceae. The record is from RefSeq and is a predicted model, not a curated record. Gene Ontology annotation, cellular component: membrane. Bases 1 to 1563 code for a protein of 520 amino acids. Gene Ontology annotation, biological process: transmembrane transport. Gene Ontology annotation, molecular function: transmembrane transporter activity. The transcript has a single exon.
AUGCCUUCUUCAGAGAUUCCUGAACUUUCUAGUUCAAAUAAGAGCGCAUCGUCUUCCAAGGCAAAGGCAGAGGAGAGCAUUAAGGAUUUUGCAAUUGAAAAGCCCACUACAACAGAAGCUGUGGGGGAGGUGGACAUUGCAGCAGGUGAUUUGCUUUAUGAUGGUGAAUUUAAUUAUACAGAGAAAGAAGCCCGGAAAGUUCUUUGGAAGAUUGAUCUUGUAUUGAUGCCAACAAUGUGUAUUACAUAUAUGAUUCAAUAUUUAGACAAGACGGCCUUGUCUUAUGCUGCUCUUUACGGUAUGAAAAAUGAUACACAUAUUAGUGGUCAGACUUAUAGUAGUAUGACUACGCUGUUUUAUGUUGGCUACCUGGUAGCUCAAUACCCUGCCGCCUAUAUCAUGCAGAAAGUUCCUCUUACCCUUUUUAUUUUCGUUAAUGUGAUCCUUUGGAGCGCCAUGGUUUGCCUAAUGGCUGCUUGUCGUAAUGGCUCCUCUCUUUUAGCUCUUCGAUUUUUAGCCGGUGUAUUUGAAGCUUCUAUUACACCGGCAUUCAUCAAUAUCACUUCUAUGUGGUAUAAACGUGAAGAGCAACCCAUGAGAACUCUCUGUUGGUAUGCAUUCAACGGUACCGCCCAGAUCGUCGGGUCCAUUUUAUCGUAUGGUUUGGGUCAUAUUCAUCACAGAAUUUCCUCUUGGAGAUACAUAUUUAUUGUCAUAGGCUUACUUUCUCUGGUUUGGGGGCUCGUUUUCAUGUUCAUUCCCAGUAAUCCCACCAAAGCACGUUUCCUAACUUCUCAUGAGCGACGGAUCGCUUUGGAAAGGGUUAGAGAUAAUAGGACUGGUUUGGAAAACAAGACAUUCAAAAUUUCUCAAGCCUGGGAAACAUUUCGUGAUCCUCAAGUUAUCAUGAUCACUUUGUUUACUGGUAUUUGCAUGAUUACCAAUGGUAUAGGUGUCUUCAGUACUUUAAUUAUCAACGGACUCGGAUAUAAUGAACUGAAAUCAGCUGUCCUCAACAUGCCCUUGGGUGCCAUUGAAAUUGCUGCCAUGGUUGUCAGUGGUAUUCUCUGCAAGAUUUUCAAGGAGGGACGUUUGUUGAUUGGUGCUUUUUGUAAUUGCUUGAAUUUGGUUGGAUGUAUCAUGAUUUGGAAAAUCCCCCAAUCUAAUCCUUAUGGCCGCUUGGUGGGCGUAUGGUUCACUAUGUGGGUACCUGCAGGCACUGCCUUGUUGUUGUCACUCAUUUCUUCUAACGUUGCUGGCUCCACGAAAAAAAGCGUUACGAAUGCCACUGUCUUUGUUUUUUAUUCCGUAGGAAACAUCGUCUCUCCACAACUGUUCAAGUCUGGACAAACCCCAGAGUAUAUUGAAGGCAUCCAAGCUAUGAUUGUCGCUCUUUGUUUGAUUAUUUUCAUAGCCUUCUUAUUAACUGGAUAUUAUCUUUAUGAAAACAAGAGGAGAGAUAAUGUCAUGGCGAACGAUCCUUCUACAGCGUACUCUGUUAAUAACGAAGAGUUUAUGGAUCUCACUGACCGUGAGCAAAUCAAGUUUCGGUAUCGUUGGUAA